AUGGCCUUCUCCAACGCAGACACCGGCUCCAAGCCAGCAGACCCGUACAAGGCUGCCAACAAGGACGAGACCUCCAUCAAGGAGAAAGUCGAGGAUCUUGUCGAAUUCAUCAAGGCCUCCAAGUUCGGCAUGAUGACCACCCGGGACGGCUCCUCUGGCGCCCUGGUCUCGAGAUGCAUGGCCCUGGCUGCUCAGGAAGCCGGCGGCAUCGACCUCAUCUUCCACACCAACACCGAGUCAGGCAAGACCGAUGACAUCGAAUCGGACUCGCACAUCAACAUCGCCUUCCUCAACUCCUCCGGCGAGUGGGCCUCCAUUUCCGGCAGAGCCGCCAUCAUCGUCGACCGGGAUGUCGUCAAGAAGUACUACUCUUCCAGUCUCAAGGCUUGGGUGGGCGAUCUCGGCGACGGAAAGCACGAUGGUGGACCUGAGGAUCCUCGCAUUGGCGUGAUCAAGGUGUCGGCGAUGACGGCGACGUAUGCGCUGACUAAGAAGAAUGCGAUCAGCAGGGGCAUGGAGUUGGCUCAGGGUGUUGUUACGGGCAAGACGGCGAGUGUUAAUAAGUUGCGGGAGUUGACCGAGCAGGAACUGUCGACUUGGAGAAGCUCGAAUGCUAUGGUCGGUGCCUAA
Molecule: messenger RNA, 630 nt
Organism: Drepanopeziza brunnea f. sp. 'multigermtubi' MB_m1
Lineage: Eukaryota; Fungi; Ascomycota; Leotiomycetes; Helotiales; Drepanopezizaceae
Source: RefSeq, a predicted model, not a curated record